AGAAUCAAUCGGUCUCAGUCUCAACUCAAAUUGCACUUUAAAAUUAAAAAGAAUUGUGGGUUUUUGGCUCCAUCCGGGUAGUAAAGCUGUGAAGUGAGCAUCGCGGCCUGUGCAGUUAGCAAUCGUAGCUUCGGGAUGAGCAAAAACCACCUCUGACUUCACUCACCUUUCUCAUUUUCGGAAGCACUUCUUCCACUAUCAUUUCACUUCGCGCUUUUUCUUUCUUUAACUUGCUUUUUGUUCAACUAACCCUCCCCUAUCAUUUCAAUUGCUGAAAGGAGUGCUAUGGCGACUCAAUCUCCGCCUCCCACCAAUCCACCGGCUGAUGAUCCUCCAAAAUUAGCUACGGAAAUAGCACAACCAGCAAAUGAGGCACGGCAAGAUGCUCGAGAUACUGCUAAACCAAUUUCUUCUCCAUCAGUGUUUGUGAACUCAGAACCUAUGAGGGAGGAGCAAGUGCAGAAUGCUGUAAAAUUCCUUUCACACCCUAAAGUUAGGGGUUCGCCUGUUAUCUAUAGACGAUCUUUUCUGGAGAAGAAGGGCCUCACAAAAGAGGAGAUAGAUGAAGCAUUUCGGCGUGUACCUGAUCCAUCCCCAAGUGCACAGGCGACUGCUAUUAAUCAAGAUGGACAAGUGAAAUCAUUUCCUAACGUUCAGCCACAGGCAACAACACAAACUUUGCAAAAUGCAACAGCUGCUUCUGCUGGUGUCCUUACACCAGUGAGGACAUCAAUGAUGUCCCAGUUUAACUGGUAUCAUGCUGUUCUUGCUGUUGGGUUUCUGGUCUCUGCAGGUGCUGGAACUGUUGUUUUAGUCAAGAAAACUUUUGUCCCUAGGUUCAAGUCUUGGAUACGGAAAGUUGUACUUGAAGAACAAGAUGACAUUACAAAGAAAACCAAUGGGAAACCAAGUUUUGCAGAAGAAGCAGUAGUGGCUGCCAAAGCAGCUGCAGCUUCAGCUGCUGAUGUGGCAAAGGCAAGCCAAGAAAUGCUGAAAUCACAAAUUGAUGAAAAAAGUUGUUUUGAGGAAUUUAAGAAUCUGUUAGAUGUGCAAGUUAAGGAAAUGAAGUCCAUGGGUAAUGCCAUAAGGAAGUUGGAAGGACAAACUACUCAUUCUGGGAGAGUCCCUUUUGUCAAUCAAGAAGAUGAUAGGGUCUCAGCUACAAAUGUGAAGCAACCAUAUGUGAAUGGAAAGUCAAACUUUGACUCUCGAUCAGUGAGGUCUUCCUCACCUCCAGCCAUUGGGGAACCCUCUGUUCCUCCCCACCCGAAGUCAUACAUGGAGAUUAUGACGAUGGUCCAGAGAGGGGAGAAACCUUCCAACAUUAGGGAGAUAAACGAUCAACCUCCGAACCCUAACCAGCAAUUAUCAAAUCCACGCUUAGUGCCUAGAGCUAAGCCUUGGGAGGUUGGUCAGGCCCAAAGUGGCUCCAACCAAGUUCUUCAGUCUCAAGUAAGUCUGAAAAGCUUGAAUGCCAAGGUUCAAGAGAAUGGGCAGAACUAUCAGAUAGACGAGGAGAGUCCAGUGCCUUGGUGGCACCGGAAAAAAUUAAGGAUCACAGAAGUUGAGAAUGAAGAUGAAGUCAAUACAGGACCUUAUGGAGUGCGAACCAAUGAGCAACCAGUUCAGCGAGCAUGGGUUCCACCUCAACCACCUCCUGUUGCAAUUCCAGGAGCAGCUGAAGCCAUCCGAAGGCCAAAACCAGCAGUUCCGAAAGAACAGUUGACUGGUGAUCAGUCAGUAACUAAUCAUUCAGAUGUUACUGAUGAGUUGCAGAGGAUCACGAAGAUAUCUAAAAUUGGAGGUGCAGUAGAAGCGAUGUAUGGUGCGAGCUCAGCCACAAAGGCAAGUGAAAUACAUGAAGAACAAGAACACAGCAUCGAGGGUAACUGAAAGGUGAUUCACUUUAUGUGAUCAACUUGACCUAAGGUACUGAAUACAUAUAUACUUGGGAAUGAUAAUAGUCGUUGAAGAAUAUUUUGAAUCAAUAUGAAACAGUAAAUUUGACUAGACAUCUAUAAACGCAUUUUGCUAUCGAUUUUGCUGGCAAGAAUAAAGUUUUAAAUUGGUAUCUGAAAGCAAAUUGAAGUGAACUUUGUGUAUAUACUCUACAAGAAUUUUAAGGCAUUGACUUUUAUGGAAUAUAUGCUUCUUUUCUCCUGUCA
Molecule: messenger RNA, 2165 nt
Organism: Mangifera indica (mango)
Lineage: Eukaryota; Viridiplantae; Streptophyta; Magnoliopsida; Sapindales; Anacardiaceae
Product: peroxisomal membrane protein PEX14-like
Exons: 12
Coding region: 286-1893 (535 amino acids)
Biological process (GO): protein import into peroxisome matrix, docking
Cellular component (GO): peroxisomal importomer complex; peroxisomal membrane
Molecular function (GO): signaling receptor binding
Source: RefSeq, a predicted model, not a curated record